This is a messenger RNA of Loxodonta africana (African savanna elephant), 7685 nucleotides long. RefSeq names its product nuclear transcription factor Y subunit gamma (gene NFYC). Gene Ontology annotation, molecular function: protein heterodimerization activity; DNA-binding transcription activator activity, RNA polymerase II-specific; RNA polymerase II cis-regulatory region sequence-specific DNA binding. The transcript is spliced from 9 exons. The coding region runs from base 6212 to 7393 and encodes 393 amino acids. Gene Ontology annotation, biological process: regulation of transcription by RNA polymerase II. NCBI's taxonomy places the organism in Eukaryota, Metazoa, Chordata, Mammalia, Proboscidea, Elephantidae. The record is from RefSeq and is a predicted model, not a curated record. Gene Ontology annotation, cellular component: nucleus; CCAAT-binding factor complex.
UGGGAGCUGCCCAGACUUCAGGUCUCCUCUGCUCUUUAACAUAACAAGAUUCCUUUUGCAAGACAAGCAGCCACACCCCCUAGCUUACAGAAAUCUGAGGUGUCCAAAGAGGCAUGCUUUAAGAACAUGUAUUUUGGGUUAGGGGGAAAACCUCUGUAGCUCCUAAUCACUGCUGACAUUCCCAGGGAUUUAAAUUUGGAACGUUCCUGGUCAUUUCCAGCCUGAGUUCUUUGCAUGUUUAGAACUAGUACAUUCAUUCUAAAUAUAAUAGUUUAAGGGCUAUAAAAAUGAUUUCAUGUUUAUAAAAGAGAAGGGAGAAGACCUUUCUCUAUUUUAGUAUGUAUUUGCAUUUGUCUGAAACUGGACUCUUUCAGAAAACAUGUUAAACACAAAGUAGUCUAAAUCAGAGAUAGAAAGAAACUAGUUGGGUCGCUUGCUACGGUACUUAAAGGGCAUUGGUCUUCAGUUAUGAACUGUUCGGGCCAGGAGAAAAUGUCUGGUUGAGCUGUGAGCAAUGGAUGACAAUAUGAUGAUGCCAUCUGGCAUUCGUAUAAUGCUCAGUAAUUUUUGAGGCCUUCUAACUUGUAUUUUCCCAUUUGUGCGCCUCAACAGCCCAAGAUCAUAAACAUGUUGCAAGUUAGUAGCCAGAGAGCAAGAACCCCGGGUCCAAUACAUUUUCCUUAUUUUUUACCCUGUACUUUACUGCCCCCCACUGUUUGCAUCUCUGUACUCUUGGAUGCUGCUGACUGGCCUGGAGACGUGCAAAGAGGGAGGAUUAAAAUUGGGGUGGGGGGGAGAGUGAUAGCAUGGAAAGAGAGACAACAGAAGAAAUAAGCAAAAGAUGCUUAUGCCAUGGGAGAUAACAGUGCCAUCAGCAUCUUCUCUUCUUGUGAUUGCCACAGAGAUGUUGGAAGCAAACGGAUGAGAACGAUCUUUUGGGCUAAGGGCCUGAGACUGCUUAUCUGCCUGAACAGUUUAAAUAUACCUUAAAACAGUGCAAAAAAAAAAAAAAUAGAUAUAAACAAGCAAUAAUAAAUGAAGGGAAGAAUUUUAGAGCUUUUGCAAUUCUGUCUCCAUCACUUACUGUGUUGUGACCUUGAGCAAGUAACUGCAGGUACCCCAUCCUUAGCCGCCUUAUCUGUAAAACUGGAAUAAUGUUGGUAUCUUUAUCACUGAGCUGAGUGAGGUUCAGUUGAGGGUAAUGUGUAUGACAAGUAGCUUGUAGCCAGCUCUUAAGCUGGUAUCCUUGAGACAUUCUUCAGAAUUACAUUUCUCACCUCUUCUGGGCACAAACUAGCACAGGAUCCUGCCAGAAACUGGGCAAGAGGUUAUUCUUGGGAUUUCCGGAUCUCAGACAGGAGCCAGUAAGCAAAAUGGCUCUUUGUUUCAGGGUUCAGCUUAACCCAGGAUACAGGCAGUAUUUCUCCAGCCCAUGAGAGAAGUCCCUUUCAGGCGCAGGGCCUGAAAAACCAGUUACUCACCAUUCUUUCUGUAAGAAUUUAUUUACUCUAAUUAUGCUGGAGCAUCAAUGAGAUUAACACAUAUUUCUGUGUGACAGAGGGAGCUGGCCUAGCUCACUCCUAGUGGAGACUGAGCAGGUAAGGGAGCUACACAUUACAACUGUGUUGUCUAGGGCUGGCUUCUCAAUCUCUGGUGCUCAUUUUCCCUAUCAGUAAAUGAGGCAUAACACAACUUCUGUCACGGAAAGAUUUAAUGAAAUAAAGCACCUAACACUGCUUUAGAGCAGGGGUCAGCAAACUUUUUCUGCAAAGGGCCAGAUAAUAUUUUAUGCACAGUUUCUGUUGCAACUCUUCACCUCUACUCUUGUAGUAUGAAAGCAGCCAUAGACAGCACAUAAAUGAACUAGCAUCUUUGUGUUCCAGUAAAACUUUAUCUACAAAAACAGGCUGUGGGCCAGAUUUGGCCUGUGGGCCAGAGUUUGCAGAUCCUUGCUUUAGAAUACUUUAUUUAAAUAUUUGGUCCCUUUUCUUCAUGCAAGGAGCCCUGGUGGCACAGCAGUUAUGCACUCGGCUGCUAACCGAAGGUCGGUGGUUUCAGCGCACGAGGCGCUCUGCAGGAGAAAGAUGUGACAGUCUGCCCCUGUAAAGUUUCACAGCCUUGGAAAUCUUCUGUGGGCAGUUCUACUCUGUCCUGUAGGGUUGAUAUAAGUUGGAAUUGACUCAACGGCAAUGAGUUGGUUUCUCCAUACAAAAUACAGUGUUUUAUUGCUGUCAUAUAUGCAGAAGGUUUACAUUUGAGCAUUAGUGAAGAAAUGAGGAGAAAGUGUGUGAAAUAAGAUGCUUACAUACCAUUUUCUAAUCCACAGAAACACGUUUUAAAAUGUUAAUAUUUAUGCCUUCCUACUAGCUUCAUUGUUUAUACCGGUUUAUGUGCUUUUAUUUUUUCCAGUACACAACAGCUAUAUUAUGAUGUGGCUCCUGUUUUAAAGAUUACGUUGUAGAGGAUAGCAAACAAACAUAUUUGAUCUUUUGUUUUUUAAGGAAAAGUAGGUCUGCUGCCAGCUGAAAAAUGUAAUUGCCCUUGUGAGCAGAUCUCUAAGGAGAGCAGUGUACAGCCAGUUCUGACCAUUAGUGUUUUGGGAAACAUGGUUUUUCAGUGUUGUUGUUAAGUGCGGUCGAGUCAGUUCCAAUUCAUAGCGAACCUGUGUACAACAGAAUGAAACGCUGCCCAGUCCUGCACCAUUCUCACAAUUGUUAUGUUCGAGCCUAUUGUUGUAGUCACUGUGUCAGUCCAUCUUAUUGAAGGUUUUCCUCUUUUUCACUGACCCUCUGCUUUACCAAGCAUGAUGUCUUUCUCUGGGGAUUGGUCUCCAGAGAUUGGCCCCUCCUGAUACCAUGUCCACAGUAAGUGAGAUGAGGUCUGACUGUCCUUGCUUCUAAGGAGCAUUCUGGCUAUACUUGUUCUAAGACAUAUUUGUUUGUUCUUCUGGCAGUUCAUGGUAUAUUCAGUAUUCUUCGCCAAUACCAUAAUUCAAAAGCAUCAGUUCUUUUUCGGCCUUCCCUUUCAGUAAGCGCUUUGAAAAGCAGCCUCAUACAUACUUGGAGACAGAGAUAGACACACCUUCAAACACUGAACUUAGCAUUAGUCAGGUUGAGGAAAGGAGUCUCUAAUAAGAAUUGUUCAUUUUUGUAGUAAUCCCCAUGCAAGGGUUUAGAACUUUAAUAAGUUUUCUUUUAGAAAGUUUUAGAAGUUUUAGUAAUUUUUUUUUAGUAAGCCUAAGUAGAAACCUUAAAAGCCCACUGCUGUUGAAUCAGUUCCGAUGAAUGGUGACUCCAUGUGUUACAGGGAGCCCUGGUGGUGCAGUGGUUAAGCGUUGGGCUGCUGAGCAAAAGGUCAGCAGUUCGAAUCCAUCAGCUGCUCCUUGGAAACACUAUAGGGCAAUUCUGCUCUGUCCUGUAGGGUCACUAAGAGUCGGAAUCGACUCGACAGCAAUGGGUUAUGUGUUACAGAGUAGAGCUGCUCAAUACGGUUUUCUUGGCUGUGAUCUUUAUGGAAGCUGAUCAUCAGGCCUUCCUAACAUGGCCCUGCUGGGUGGGUUUGAACUGCCAACCUUGAGGUUAGUAGUCGAGUGCAAACCAUUUGCGCCAGAACUUUAGAUGAGCUUAAAUAAAGACUUGUGUCUUCUUUUCUCUGUAGUAACCUUUUCUUCCCUUGCAUGCAUUCAUUUAUUGCAUGCUCAAGUGGUGAAGCGUGGGACUUUACCUCCAGACCUCUUUGCCAUAUGUGUUCAGUAUACAUAGUGACUGACCCAAGACACCAGCUAGUAGGUAACAGGCCAGUUCACAUAGAUCUUUUCAUUUCCAGAGCAGCAUUCUUUUUCUCUUUCUGAAAUUAUCCAUUUGAGGUUGGUUUUAUUAUGGAGGACAUAGACUCUUUAAAACUUGAAGUGCUUCUUAGCCAUUGUGAUUGAUUAUGUUAUAUAUCCUAUGUUAUUUCCUAGGGCUGCUGUGACAAAUUACCAUCAAGUGGGUGGCUUAAAACAACAGAAGUUUAUUUUCUUACAGUUCUGGAGGAUAGAAGUCCAAAUUCAGGGUGUUGGCAGGGCCAUGCUCUUUCCAAAAGCUCUAGAGGGCAAUCAUUCCUCUCUUUUCCAGCUUCUGGUAGCUCCAGGUGUUCCUUGACUUGUGGCAGCAAAACUCUAAUCUCUGCCUCCGUUGUUAUAUGACAUUCUUUCCUAUGUGUGUCUCUCUGUGUCUUUUCUCCUCUUCCUAUAAGGACACCAGUCGUAAAGAUACUAGGGCCCACCCUAAAGACCUCAUCUUAACUAAUUACAUUUACAAAGACUGUUUACAAAUAAGAUUAUAUUCAGAGGUACCAGGGGUUAGGACUUGAACAUAUCUUUUGGAGGACACAGUUUAACCCAUAACAAGUGCUAAGGUAUAUUAUCAUCUGUAUAAACAUAAGAACCAAAUUGUUUUUUGUUGGUGGAUUUGUUUAGAAAGUCUCAGUCCUCAAUUUUAGUUUUCACUUUUUUGUAGCCUGGAAGUAUAUCUAAAAUAGCAAGCACAAAUUAGCUUAACUCUUAUUACUUUUCUUCCUCAUCCAUCUGUUCAUAUUAAUUUUCUUUCUGUUUAUCUCUCACUUAUCCUUUGAAAUAUAAUGUCCCAAGAGUUUUAACUGAUUCCCAUGGAGAAACCUAGAACUAAGUUCCGUGAAUACCUAAGCACUAUUGGAACAUAAAAUCAAUGUGACAGGAUGGCUCAUUGGGCAAAACAGAAAGCAUGUCAUCUCACGACAGAGAGGGCAAUGAUCAAAAUGCAAGUCAAAAAGGAGCGCAGAAGAAAAUGUGUUUUGAACAUAGGGAGAUACUUGGUGACAUACGUUAAGUUGGAGAAACGUAAGAAUGAUUGGGGCACUCACAGCCCAAAGACCUAAACUUUGAGAGUUAGAUUGGAGGGUGGGGCAUGAAUUGAAAUGAUGGUUAUAUGCCAACAUUUAGAUUUGUUUCUCAGUCAAAACCAGGCUAAGAUAUAUUUGCUUGCAUUUGACAGUAAGAGCAUUAUUUUUAGGUAAAACUUGAAUGCCCAGGAGUCAGCUCAAGAACUUCAAUAGUAAGCAAAACUGGUCAAGAAUUGGGCUUCGUUUUAGGGGAGCUUCCUGUAAUCUUUCUUCCCUGAGCAGUUGUUGUGGUGUUAAGGUUUUAGGUAUUACCUACCUCCCAGCAACGUCUACUUGGCCUUAGUUACUUCAAAGAGCUGUAUUGUGGGUUUGGGCAUGUUACAAAAGACUUAGAUAUAGAGAAUGAGGAACUUACCAGGGAAUAUAGCUAAAGCUUAAUGAUACAGAGUGUUAGAACUUUAUAUUCCUUUGUAUUUUGUAAGGUUGAUCAUUUUGAUACAUCCUGCUCUGUGUCCAGAGGCCUCCCAUUCCGAGGGAGGAUUUGGUGAGUGUGGUACCUGGUCAAGAGCAAGAGCUUGAUCAUUUUCCUAGAGAAUCUUAAAAGAACACUUUGCUUCUGGGAUGUUCUGAAACUGCUUAGGUCUCUUUUUCUUCAAGAAUGCUGAAGAGUAACUGGAUUUCAGAGUGACAGCUGGAUUGUCCAUCCUUGAGUGGUCUGAUUGGGUCAUCCCACUUCCUCUAUGAUUUUCUCCUUAUCUUUCUGCUAGUGGAUGGCCAAACAGAGAGGUUUGCCCUCCUUGUCCUCUACUUAACCAUUUUCAUUAAUUUUUCAAACUUUACUAAUCUAUCCUGGUCAACUUUCUGAGAAGGUUCAGACUUGCAAAAGAAUUACAGUUGGAAAUGGUGCUUAUCCAUGUUUCCAGCCCAUGACUCUGCCUUGGAACUUCUAGGACCUUCUUCUAUGUGGGUGUAUGUGUCUCCUUUCUGUCAUUCCCUUUUAUCAUAAAUCCACUUCACUAAGUUAUCUUCAGGUGGAUUUCUAAUUGUAGUCCUUGCUUUAGAGACAGAGAAAGCCUCAUUUAGUCUGAGCUUCCUACAACAGCUUCUGUAACCACUUCCUUUGUUUGUUCAAGCAAUUCCAUUAAAUCUAUUUCAGGGCGAAGCUUUCCAAGAGACCCCUUUUUCUCAGAAAGGUCAUAACUUGAGCGACCCUCUUGCCCCUUCAUCCAGGAGUACUUACUUGCCAGAAUCUGUGCUGGAUGCUGUGAGGGAUCCAGAGAUGAAUCACACUCAGGUCCUGCCCUCAAGAAGUUUGUAAAUCAGAAGAGGAAAGAAGACAUGCAUAUAGAUAAUGAUCAUGCGAGUUGUGAAAAUGUCCACAGAAGGAGGAUUUGGUGGUACUAGCAGCAGUGAUGCCCAGCAAAGCCUACAGUCCUUCUGGCCUCGUGUCAUGGAAGAAAUCCGGAAUUUAACAGUGAAAGAUUUCCGAGUACAGGAACUCCCGUUGGCUCGUAUUAAGAAGAUUAUGAAACUGGAUGAAGAUGUGAAGAUGAUCAGUGCAGAAGCCCCUGUGCUCUUUGCCAAGGCGGCCCAGAUUUUUAUCACAGAGUUGACUCUUCGAGCCUGGAUUCACACAGAGGAUAACAAACGCCGGACUCUACAGAGAAAUGAUAUUGCCAUGGCAAUUACAAAAUUUGAUCAGUUUGACUUUCUCAUCGAUAUUGUUCCAAGAGAUGAACUGAAACCUCCAAAGCGUCAGGAGGAGGUACGCCAGUCUGUGACUCCUGCUGAGCCUGUCCAGUACUACUUCACGCUGGCUCAGCAGCCCACCGCCGUUCAAGUCCAGGGGCAGCAGCAAGGCCAGCAGACCACCAGCUCCACAACCACCAUUCAGCCUGGGCAGAUCAUCAUCGCGCAGCCUCAACAGGGCCAGGUACAGCUGAAUGCCGGCCAGCUGCAGUAUAUUCGCUUAGCCCAGCCUGUAUCAGGCACCCAGGUCGUGCAGGGACAGAUCCAGACACUUGCCACCAAUGCCCAACAGAUCACACAGACAGAGGUCCAGCAAGGACAGCAACAGUUCAGCCAGUUCACAGAUGGACAGAGGAACAGCGUGCAGCAAGCUCCAGGCUCUGAGCUAACGGGAGAGGCAGAGCCCAGAGAAGUGAAAGCCACAGGAAAUUCAACUCCCUGCACCUCCUCCCUGCCCACCACACACACACCCUCACACCAGCCUGGUGCCUCCUGUGUCUGCUGCUCCCAGCCCCAGCAGAGCUCCACACCCCCUCCUCCCUCUGAUGCCUUGCAGUGGGUGGUGGUUGAGGUAUCUGGGGCCCCCAAUCAACUUGAGGCCCAUAGGGAGCUGCAUGCCCCUCUCCCAGGGGUGACCUCACUCUCUCCUCUCCACCCCUCGCAGCAGCUCUACCAGAUCCAGCAAGUCACCAUGCCUGCGGGCCAGGACCUCGCCCAGCCCAUGUUCAUCCAGUCAGCCAACCAGCCCUCCGAUGGGCAGGCCCCCCAGGUGACCGGCGACUGAGGGCCUGAGCUGGCAAGGCCAAGGACACCCAACACAAUUUUUGCCAUACAGCCCCGGGCAAUGGGCACAGCCUCCCUCCCCAGAGGACCCGGCGGACCUCAGCGCCUCCUGCAGGCUAGGACACUGGUGCACUACGCCCCACGCCUGGAGGCUGAAAUUCUCCAACAGAAAGAUGCAAUAUUUUUUAUUUCCUUUGUUUUCCAUAUUUUCCCCCAAGGAAUCAAUAUUUCAACAUGUUGAGCUGUGUGUCCUGUGCUAUGAAAUGAAAAUAUUAAAUAACAUAUUUAUGGCA